AUGGCAUCAUCUUUUUUCAUAUCACCUUCAACACCAACAGGAAAUAAUCAUCGUAUUGAACUUGCUGGUAUCGAUCUUUGGCUCCUGGCAUGCAUCAAUAAUAUAUUUGUCUAUCCUUCUGAAAUAAAUAUUGAUCAAUUUAAACAAGCACUUAGUCGUACUCUUUCUUUAUGGCCACUUGUUUGUGGUCGUAUUGUGUUAGAAAAUGAUCAACAUUAUGUCAUUGAAAUGUGUGAUAAUCCUAUUCCGGUAACAUUAGUGCUUAAUAAUGAUUUGAAACAAUGGCCUCUAAAUUCAAAUGCUUUAGUAGAAGUAAAUGAUAAACGCCUAUCAGCAUUUAUCGAUGAAAUUCAAGUAACUAAAUUAUUUAAUAAUUCAUCUGAUGAACCACUUGUUCGCUUCAAAUUAACUCAUAUUGCACAAAGUGGUGAAUGGGCAUUAGGUAUCAGUUGGUAUCAUCCAUUAGGUGAUGCUGCUGCAUGCUUGCAUUUUUCUAAUACAUUAUCACGCUUUUAUCAACAAAUGGAACCAACAAAACCAUUACCUAUAUUUGAACGACGUUUAUGGCGAGAAGAUGAAGCUGAUCAAGCAUUGUUACCCUUGAUGAAACAAUUACGCGAUGCUAAACCUGCAGAAGAAGUUAUAAACGCUGUUUUAGAUCAUCAAGUACAUUAUGAUCAACUAAAUCUUCAUUUUUCUGGUGAACAACUUGCUAAAUUACGAACAUUAGCUGGUGGAAAUAGUGUAACAAUACAAGAUGCACUUACAGCAUAUAUUAUAUUAACACUUAAUGCAUAUUGUUAUAAUGACAAUGAUGAACAUCGUAUUUUGCGUACAAAUACAGUUAUUAAUUUUCGUGGCAUUUCUGAUUCUAUUGCUCCACAAGGUCAAGUUUCGAAUGCAGUAUUCAUGAUGUUAUCAGAUAAUUUUGAUGAUCCAUAUUCAUUAUCAAAUAUUGCGAAGACGAUACGGCGAUCAAUUGUUGAAUCACGUAAUUCGAAAACUCUUGAACCUCGGUUGGCUACUUUUGAUGGAUUAAUGAGAAAUAAUGUCAGAGAUAAUAAAUUGCCAGAUUUGGGAUGUUUUCCAAAUGAAUUUGCUGUUAAUUCAAGUUUGAGAUAUGAUUGGGCAGGUUUAGUUGACUUUGGUUAUACUGAUAGAUGUCGAUUUUAUAGAGCUUCGACAGAUGCAUUAUUUUUACGUGUACUUCGUCUUAAUCCAGAAAAAGAUGGAAAUAUAUGGCUACCAAGGGAUCAAUAUGGAGCUGAAGUAUCAUUUCGAGUACUAAAAGAUUUGAAAGAGAAAUUCGUGAAUGCAUGGAAACGAGACGUUAAUGAACAUUUUGAAAAUGUAAAGAAAUAG
Rotaria sp. Silwood1 is the source of this 1362-nucleotide messenger RNA. The record is from the annotation of a GenBank genome assembly. Lineage: Eukaryota; Metazoa; Rotifera; Eurotatoria; Philodinida; Philodinidae.